Molecule: messenger RNA, 693 nt
Organism: Nannochloropsis gaditana CCMP526
Exons: 5
Coding region: 1-693 (230 amino acids)
Molecular function (GO): protein binding
Source: RefSeq, a predicted model, not a curated record
AUGCCUCUGCCAGGCCCCCUGGGGGUUCCCCUCCUACUCCCCGACGCGGACUCCCCGAAUUCUCCUCCGCUUCCCGGCUCCGAGCCCGCCCUGGACGAGACGUGGGUGAAGCUGUGCGAAGAGGGGACAGGGCGUGCCUUUUACUACAACGUGGUUUCUCAGACGAGGCAGUGGGAGGUGCCUCUUGGCUACCAGGUCGGCGAGUGGGAAGGAGGGAGGGGGGGAAAGAGGGAGGGAAGAGAGGCUACCCUCUUCUUUCUCUGCCCGCGCGACUCCCUUCCCUUGUCUCCCCUGUUUUCCCUACAGCCUCGCCUCCCUGCCCCCUGCGAGCGAGACGGGCGCAUGCUCAGGCACUACUUCGAUCUCUCCACUUUGCCGGGCAAUCGAGAGGACGCCAAGAAGAAGGAGGAGGGGACAAGGAGAGGGAAAGCGCUGAAGGUUCAAUGUGGUGAGAGCAAGAGGUCCGACGAGAAAGGUGGCCGGGGGCAUAGGGAAGAGGAGCGCGGCCUGGACCAGGGGUUGCGUGAGGGAGGGCGGCAGAGUCCUGGCCUCUCCCCUACCGGUCCUGCGUCUCGCGGACCACCUCCAUCACACCGUGCUUGUAUCUCCGCAGACAGGGAUUGGCGCCAACACCAAACUACAAAGACGUUGGAGAAGCACAGCAAGACUUUGGAAUGGCUGAGGAAGGAAUGA